UUUUCUUAAUUAAAGUACGCCUUAUUUACAAUUACAAUUUAAAAAGAGUAAUUAAAUGCUAGAAAACACGACCUCAAACAGUGAAUGAGACAAAUACAUAAAACUCUGUUAAUCAAUUAAAGAAACAAGGCAAAACGUUAACUUCGGUUAUAUAAUCUACCCAUACCCAGUUUAAAAUUUUUUCGUACAAGAAUUUUACUUUAAUCGGUCAAUUUGUAUUCCAAUAUGUUCUUGGCAAAUGCAGUGUUUUUUAUAUUUGAUAUACGCAUUAUCGAAACGGAAAUAUGAAAACCCAUUAAAGUUAAUUGUUUUCAUUUAUGAAGUCAGACAUUAUUAUAGAAUGAAAUAGUAACUAUACUCUAGUAAAAGAAAGGGUAUAUUAAAUUUGUAUAUUUCACGCCUUUAUUUAUUAUAAUCAUAAUUUUUCUUCAUGGACUAUAGUUUCAUUCAUCAAUGCAUUUACUGAGUUUUUGAAAUUGUAUUGGCAGCAAUCCCUAAAUGUUUGGUAUCGCUGAAUGAGACCUGCACCGGUAAUAGAGUCAUCAUACUUAAUAAUCGUUCACUUCUUAAACAAUUUUUGUGAAUUUGCAAUCAAAGAAAGUGUUCAAAGCUUACUUGUGCUUCGACAUUAUAAUAUUCCACCACACUCAAAGAGGUUGUGAGCAGGUAGCUAGAAAUUAUUAAAUUAAAUUAUUGGAUAUCUGGCUAGUGGUGUUCUAAGGGAUAUUUGUUCCACAGUGUAACCCGUACAUUUUAGGUAAAAACACACAUCGAACUUUUUUUCAACGCAAAAACAUAAAUAUGUUUCAAUUAAAAUAAUGUUUUAUUUAUUUUUGCAAAAUUUUGGCAAUUUGUUAGUACUUUGAUAUUAAAUAUACAUAGAGUUGUGGGAAGUGUCUCUUAAUGGAAAAUCGUUUACCAUAUAAAAACGUAAUUAUUACUAAAUAUGAAAUUUUUAUGUACAAUACUGUGAUGGAAUACACGUCUAAGAAUAAAAGAAACCAAGGCACAACAGUUGGUUGAGUAUCGAAACUGUUGGUUAAAGUUCCACUCUCCUGUAUAAAUGUUGUGUCUCGUUUGAGACUUAUUUAGUAUGUAUAUUUUUCUUGCGCUGAUUUUAAAUAAUAAUACAUUGACGAUACAGGUGUAGAGCUUUGUUGCAAUUUCAUUAGAGUGGAAUUUGGUGCUAAAAUAUAUUUGGGAUAUCAAUCAUGUUAACGAAAGUUUGUGGGAUAAAUAAUAAUUUAAUAUUAGAAAGUUAGAAAGGCCUAAGAAAUGAAUGAUUUCUUCGAUGGAAUUAUUAGUAGAGUCGAUUAAGAAUAUUUCACAUUUGCAUAAUGCGCAGUCGCGAAUAUUUACCCUUAACUAUACUGAAUGCCAAUGGUAAAAGUUGGACCGGCAAAAUAAGGCUUGGCUGCAAAGUACUUGAUAAACUAGAGGAAAUUAUUGUAGAGAAGUUCAGUGAAUUUGUGGAUACUGUACAGUGGCAUAGGCGAGAGCAUGAAAUCCAGCUGAUGAUAGUUUAGUUUCUAUUCGGACCUUAUGUAGUAAAGUUGCCCAUCGAGAAGCAUGUCGAUGAAUGGCCAUCAAGAGAAGUGCCAUUGGAAGAUAUAUUUCCAAAUAUAUUAAUUGUGCAAAAAUGUUAUAAGACGUGAUAAAAACAAAAGAAAUAGGUGCAAUAACAUGUAGUGAUUAAAAUUCGAAAUGUAAUUUUUGCUUCAAAACCAUAUUAUAAGGAAUCAUGGAAUUGCGACAAUUGGGAUAUAAAGAAAUGUGUCAAAUGGAGCUACUGCAAAGGUCUACUUUAAGUGGUACCAGUGGAAGCGCAGUUUUACCCAUCGUGAUGAUACAACCUUCAACAGUAACACAAAGCGGAACUAUAUUGACAACUCCUCAGAAUAAUGAUCUCAAAGAAGUGACGAAUAAUGAAAAUAUCUACCAAUUUAAACCUUCAAAUAUAUUCGUUUCUAACGCUACCACGUCAGAUCAAAUCGUUCAACAUGAACGGCUCAUUCCUGGUUUUCUCUGUGGCGGUAAAAAACUUUUGCAGUCAGAGACCAUUUUGCUUCCGACCCUCGAACAGCAUCAACAACAGUUUCCGAAUGAUUCCUUCAUGCAACAGCUUCCACAGGCACAUAAACAAAUUCCACAAAUACAGAUUCAGCACUCACUGCCACCACCUCUCAAUAUAAUUUACACAGGCACACUAAACACAUCAUCUCGCAUAAGAGAUAUACCUGAAAGUGCUAACCCAUCUCGAGACUUCAACGAUGGCACCGCCAACAACAAUGUAAUCGGCGGCAUUGACAACGCUAUUGGUGACGAUAGCGAUUUCGAGGGCAGCGAAUGCGGCACGAGCGUCUCUGGGGCCACAUGUAUACCUCAUUUUAAUUUUGGUGGUUGUGGUAUGAUUCUUCAACCUACAAUAACUUCUAAUAAUUCCGAAGUUAAUGGUCAUCGUCCACAUCCAUAUCAUCAACGUCGACCUAAGGAACCAGAAGAUGUGGGAUGUGCGGCAUUUUCUCACAUGAUGGGCACAUUCGCUUCAGCAGCAGGCGGAGCAAUGAACUCGACUCGAUUCACAGGCACUCUCGGUUCUCUUGCUGGAGUAAGUACCGGACUUUCGAGCACAUUGGGUCGUAAUCGACGUACGUCCACCUGUUUUACGGGGUCUACCCAACAAAACCCAAAGCGUGUAUCAUUUAAAGAAGAUGAUUUAUCAAAAAAUAGCGCGAAAUUGUUGGAGAAAAAUCAAAGCAACUGCGAUUAUUACGGUCAUUGUGACAAUGAUGCACUCCAUAAUUGCUCUUAUAUGUAUCUAAAAAAUGUUAAUGACUGCCAGACCAUUGGCUUUGGUGGCCUACCUGAUGUCACCGAGCACUCCAAUACCCGUCGCACACAUUCCCGCCAAAACUCCAUUUCGAACAGUGAUUCAGGUGGCGAAAUUGCCAAUGCGAAUAGGUCAAAAGUGAACUUGUGUGAUGGCAAAUCGCCACAAACAGGCCAAACUACCCCCGUCGAGCGUAAAUCAAAAAUAACCCACCAUGCAGCUGCUGCUAGAUGCAGCAGGGCACAUCGCCUCAAACCGCGACGCGGAUCCUGUGCCAUAUUCUUGACUUUUGUUGGCACGAUAUGCUUGCUUACUAUCGGCGCAUUGCUUGCAUACCAACACUUUAUGGCGCCCAACCGCAAUUCGCAUGCACAAAGACUGAAAAUAGUGCGACGGAUACUAAAAGAAGUGCCGCUGGUGGAUGGCCACAAUAAUUUUGCAUGGAAUGUCCGGAAAUACGCGCACAACAGUUUGGAGUUGAUAAGCAUGAGACGCGAUCCAAAUACUGAAGCAUGGACUCGACCGACGUGGGCUCAGACGGAUGUUGAAAGGCUUAAACAAGGACUGGUCGGUGUACAAAUGUGGUCAGCAUAUGUUCCAUGUGAGGCAUUGGGACUGGACGCCGUCCAAGUAGCAAUAGAACAAAUUGACAUUAUUCGUCGCCUGACUGACAUGUAUACCUUGGAUACAAUGUUAGCAAAAUCUUCCAAGGACAUUUUUAUAGCACGACAGCAUCAUCAGAUGGCUUCGUUAAUUGGCAUCAAAGGUGGUCAUGCCAUCGGCUCCUCUCUUGCCGUUUUAAGAUCAUUUUAUUCAGUUGGCGCACGUGCCCUUAGCCUUACGCAUAAGUGUGAUCUCUCAUGGGCAGGAUCAAGUGCCUCAGAAACAGAAAAUGGUUUAUCCGCGUUUGGCAAGGUAGUCAUUCGAGAAAUGAACCGCUUGGGAAUGAUGGUAGAUUUAUCUUAUAGUUCUGCUGCGACAGCCCGCGACGUCUUGCAAAUCACCCGGGCCCCCGUUAUAUUCUCUCACUCCGCUGCACGACAAAUAUGCAACUCCACACACAAUAUACCCGACGACAUUCUUCGACUAGUGGCAGAUAACGGUGGCCUAAUUAUGGUUAGCUUCGACCCAGAGGACGUGGCUUGCGGUCAACCGGCAUAUCUUGCAGACGUUGUAAAACAUAUUAAACACAUUCGUGCAAUAGCUGGUGUCCAACAUAUUGGGUUAGGCGCAGGAUAUGAUGGCAUAGAAGAACCGCCUAUAGGCCUUGAGGACGUAUCCAAAUACCCAGAUUUGCUGGCGAGUCUGCUUCAAGAUCACAAUUGGAGUGAGCAAGACAUUGCAAUGUUAGCCGGAAAAAAUUUUCUUCGCAUUUUGGAAACUGUGGAAAAUGUACGAGACUAUUGGAAACGUGCUGACAUUCAACCGCUCGAACAGACUGAACCACAACCGAAACCACAGUGCUCAUACAUGUCUUCGUGACCAUAGCUGCAGACAGUAAGCAACCCUUGUGCUACUGUGCACAAAUUUUACUUUUAUGGAUGCAAUCGUAUUGUGCAUAUAAUAGAAAGUAUGUUGUCCCAGGUAAAUACUGGUGACUUCAGCAAAAUACAAUUGAUAUAUUAGGUUAUUUAUACAAUUAAACUACCCGUAUUUGUAUAUACAUAUAUAUGUUAAUUAAUGGAACAUUAGCUGCGCAUAUACAUACAUAUGCAUGCUUGUACAGCAAUAAAAAAUUAUUUGAAACUGUGUAUUGUAUUUAAGGAAAUAUUUGUUGUGAAAAGGAAAUUCAACUUAACAUAAUAGACAACAAAAUAGAAAAUAAUUAAGAAUAAUUAUAUCGGAUUGAAGAGUGAAUUAAUAAGUUUACACCGAAGCACAAAUUACAAGCAUAUCUAUUAUAAUAAUUUCUUUGGUGUACAUUUAGUUAUUGUGUUGUUUUGUUUUUCUGUUUUUAGGAAAGAAUGCCAGAUUUUUCGAGAGACUAAAAAUAAUUUUGGAAUAUAUGAGACUAUGAAAAUUAACAAUUUGAAACUUAGAUACACUAAAGCACGCAUUUAUACUCUACCUAACUAAAAUAUUUAUAUGUAGUAAAAUAUAUAAUUUAAAUUUUCUACAUAAGCACAGGUAAAUGAAUGUGCCAAUGUUUGCAUAUGUAGUUUGUUAGAGACUAUUGAGAAUGCCAGUUUUAACAUUAUUUUUAUUGUUACUAAGACAAUCCUUGCCACAAGUAGAUAACAUAAAGAUCUGAAAAAUAAAUGCAUAUACAUUCACAUAUAAUUCUAGAAACCAUUUCCAUAUGCAACCAUACAUAAAGUCUUAAUAUAAAGGUUAUGUGGUGUCCUUACAAAAAAUAACAAAUUAGUUUAACUAUUGAAUUAUUUUGGAGCGGUUUGAAUAAUUCAUUCUCAUCUACUUGCAUUACUUCUUUUUGUAAUACAAUGAAUAUUGUAUGUGUAGAGAAAAAAAUCUAAUAGUGAAACAAAUUGUGUUCCGUUACAAAUAUUAAAAUUAGACACACGUACAGUGAUGUAUUUAAAAGAAAAAUAUGUUACAAAAUAUCGAUAUAACCAAUCACUUAAUUACAUCGAAACGAUUUUAAAUAUAUACACAUGAGUAAAAAAUAUAUGAUAUACAAGUUGCUAACAGAGACAUCAAACAAUUGUCUUGAAUCAAAAAUUUAAGCAACGAAAAAUACUGCAAUGUAUAUAUGUAUGUUUGAUAAACCCAUACCAUAUUCGUGAAAGCAAGGGAUCCAUCAAAAAUGGUUAUUAUUUAAAAGAAAUGUUUAUUCAUCCGUUUGUUAACUCAUUUUCACUCCAACACAUUUACAUUUAAAUGAAAGAAAAAUGCAAUAAAAUAUAAGUGAACAUAAAAUAAAUAUAA
Molecule: messenger RNA, 5716 nt
Organism: Bactrocera tryoni
Lineage: Eukaryota; Metazoa; Arthropoda; Insecta; Diptera; Tephritidae
Exons: 3
Coding region: 1742-4312 (856 amino acids)
Biological process (GO): proteolysis
Molecular function (GO): metallodipeptidase activity
Source: RefSeq, a predicted model, not a curated record